Auxenochlorella protothecoides is the source of this 330-nucleotide messenger RNA. RefSeq names its product 60S acidic ribosomal protein P2. Gene Ontology annotation, biological process: cytoplasmic translational elongation. Gene Ontology annotation, molecular function: structural constituent of ribosome. Gene Ontology annotation, cellular component: cytosolic large ribosomal subunit; ribosome. The coding region runs from base 1 to 330 and encodes 109 amino acids. The record is from RefSeq and is a predicted model, not a curated record. NCBI's taxonomy places the organism in Eukaryota, Viridiplantae, Chlorophyta, Trebouxiophyceae, Chlorellales, Chlorellaceae. The transcript has 3 exons.
AUGGUGAAGGUCGUCGCUGCUUACCUCCUGGCUGCCCUGGGCGGCAACGCCACCCCCUCCGCUGAGGACAUCUCUAAGAUCCUGUCCUCUGUUGGGAUCGAGGCCGACAGCGAGCGUGUCGCUACUCUGCUGAAGGAGGUUGACGGCAAGGACAUCAACGAGAUCGUCGCGUCUGGUCUGUCCAAGCUGGCCUCCGUCCCCGCUGGUGGCGCUGCCCCCUCUGCCGGUGGCGCGUCCGCUGGUGCGGCUGCGGCCGAGGCACCCAAGGAGGAGGCCAAGAAGGAGGAGUCUGAGGAGGAGGAUGCGGUGAGUGGCAAUGCAAUGCUCUGA